AAGUUCAAGAUCUACCCGGCCUGGCGUCACAAUUCACAACACCACUGGCGUCUGGCUGCCAGAGUGUAGUCGUACAUGAGUUUCAAGGGAAGUGUACCGAUGACGGAGGAGACAAGCAUACAAAGAGGGACUGAGACGAUACCAAAUAAAUAAAGACAAAUAGAAAAACGUCGAAUAAUAUUAUACAGCUAGGAUCGCUACUGAGGAUAGGACUCCCUAAGGCAUUGCAAUGACCAGUGUUGUGUCUCACUUCCUGCUGUGGCUUGUCCUGCAACUGUAACCAUGGAGCCUCUGGAGGCACUCAUCAGCAAGGCAGAUUACUUGAUGGAGCAGAGCCAUGAGGCGCUGGUGCAGGGUGGCUAUGGGGCCCUGCAGGGACAGCCUCUCUUUAAGAAGCUAGCUGCUAUCUAUGCUGAAGAAGCCAACAAGACACCAAGAAUAAAGAGUAUCAGUUUGACACACAAAUUGUUGGAUAAGUUGGUGAAACGAGAAAAUUUGAACUGUUUGGUGGUGAACCUGUACCGAGGCAAUGAAGGCUAUUCCCUUGCUAUCAAGAUGUCAUCAGGACUUGAAACUGAAACUGUCCGUCUUCCAUAUGAAGAAGAUUCUUUCCUGACUUACAUUGAUAAUGAAAAACUCCCUCCAAUGUUGCUAGACUUAUUAGACGAUUCCAACAUAGAAAUUUAUCACUCGGGAUGUGUCAUAGCAGAGUUGCGUGAUUACAGAAGGAUGCUGGACUCUUCUUAUGAGACAAGAUACGUUCUUCUUCAGCCAACAGGCCAGUCGGUGAUGGCUGAUGUUGCAUCUAUGAGCCAAGACCGGGACUGGAGCACUGAAGAGAAGCUGUAUGUAGAAGCUGAGAUUAUUAAGAGAAUGGCUCCUUCCCUCAACCUGUCUCCAUCACCCCUGGUGGCCAUCAUCAGUAACAAGCUGCACCAGAGGAAGUACAAGUUUUCAACAGUGCCAGUCAAAAGAGCAGCAAGGAGGUUUAGUCAGAUUGCUCAGAAUCGGAAAAAGGUGUUUGAGGAGUUUGCAGCGCCCAAGUGCCUAAGGUUACACAAUUUCCUGAGUGGCAAGAAGGAAAGACGAUCCAAUGGGAAGAAUGUAACAAAACCACUGAUCCCUACAUCAAUGGACAGUAUCCCAGAUCUGAGUGUUCCUGAAAGCAUUGACGUUCCCAAAGUUGCUCGUAUGUAUGAACGUCCAAGCUACACCACAGACAACUCCCUUGUGUUCAUUGAGGAGCUGGUGCUGGAGACUGAGCGGGCCCAGGGCAGGAUAUACCACACCAAACUGACGAUAUCACAAAGGAAAACAGAUGAGGUGUACUUUGGUGAACUGUAUGUUGACCGGGACUACCAAGAAGGAAAACAAAAUGGAUCUACUUGCAAGUUUCAGUUGGGAACACAACAGCAAGUGUGUCGAUAUAUACAACAGUUCAAGGAAAUAUUUACUGAAGACUGGAGGAAGAGUGUCAAAAUAACCCAUAGGGUGGCUGGGCAGGCAGCCUACUCCACUUUCAUGCCUGGCAGUCGUGACAAAAAAGAUGUGGAGCUUCUCAAACAAGCUUCAGCGCAGCAACCAGCUCAGCAACAGAUUCAAGGACAGCAACAGACUCAACAACAGCAGCAACAGCAACAGCAACAGCAACAGCAGCAGCAGCAACAACAACAACAACGAGCUGUUGCUGACGCUGUUAUUGCGGUGGCCAUUGCUACAGCUGGAGGGGGCUCUCUUGGGGUAUCAUCGACUGCUUCUACAACAGGCGUCACCCAACACACUCCUCAGAACGUCAUCAUCGUCUCCAAUGGUGAUGGUGUGAAGAAAUCUGUUACUGUGGUCAGUAAACCAGUAGGGGUGACUUCUACCCCUACUUCUCUUACCAGCCUCAUCACAGCUCAACCAGGUCAGCAGGGCUCAGGAGGUCAUCAGGUAGUGGUGGCACGAAACUUUUUGGCAGGCCGAGGAACACAGACUGCCACAGGAAUGACAGGCAUGGCCAGCAGCAUUACUGGUACAGUGACAACAGGGCCAGGAGCCACCAAGAUAACCCUGCCUUCCUUGACCACGCAGCUGAAUCGAACAGUGCCUGCAUACUCACAGGCAGUCUCACUUGCCAAGCCGCAGACUUCCUCGCCGUCAUUGACUGCUCUGAAGGGCACCGGACCAGCUAGCUCCCAGGCAGCAGUGUCUGUGCCAAGGCCUCAGGUUGUCAGUUUGGUAGGAGCAGUGAGUGAGGUAGCAGGCCACUCUAAAACCCCUACCAGUGACCCUCCAAGCUCCUCCCUCAAUGUAUCUGGACUGCAACAACUGUUGGCAGGUACCCCAUCAGCAGACAACCCGGCACCUCAGCGAGGAGGUCCCUCCCUCCUGGAGCGCUUGUCAGCACAAUCAUCAAGUGCUGUUGCUGCCGCUGCUGCAGCCAGCAAGCAACAAGAGGGAAGUGGAGUGAAAAUAGGAGUGAGCAGUGCAUCAUCUGGCCAGACAAGUGUGGUGGGCUCAGCUGCGGCAGCUGUUUUGCGGAGUGACAGUGGUAGUGGAGGACCUCCUCCAAAUGUGAACAUUGCCAGCCUGAACCUUCCUGGCCUAAAUGUAGCAGGACUGCAGAGCUUGACAACGAACAUUGGUGGCUUGCAAAAUGUUCAAGUAACCAUUCCAGGACUGGCAGUGCCCAUCUCUCUCUCCCUCAAUGUGCCUGUGAGCAGCUCCACUGGGGUCAUCCUUUCUUCCCCGCCGCCUGCCAGUGUAGCCACCAAGGUUUCUGGAUCUACAGCCUCUACCACAGCAACAACAGUGAUGAUAGCCAGCCAGCCAGCACUCCAGCAAGGCCAAGUGGUCCAGCUUCCCAUAAGUCAGCUGAACUCAUCUCAGCUGGCAACACAGCUUGCCAAGUCAUCUGGCCAGCAAGGAGGAUCCUCUUCUUCUAUUCCUGUGUUGCAGGUUCAGGGCGUGGGAGGACAGCUGUUUACUUCUGUCCGGGGAAGUGGCAGUGUGACAAGUGGAGGGGCAGUAUCAGGUACAGGCACCUCUGCCACCUCCCUACCACAGCAGACAGUGCAGGUGGCUCUACAGACUGGUCAGGGUAACAGCACUGUGGUCUCAGGAGGAGAGGCUGCCAUUGGCUCAGUUCACACUGCUACUUCUCAGCCAUCUGUGGUCACACUCAAGGCCAAGCAGCAACUCCAGUUGGCCCUACAGAAGACCAACUCAAUAAGCAAUCUCACACAUGUACAGCAGAAAUUGGCUGCUCUUGCCAAACUCACACAGCAGCCACAGCAGCAGCAACAGCAGCAGCAGCAGCCGCAGCCACAACAGCAGCAACAGCAACAGCAGCAGCAGCAACAGCAACAGCAACAACAGCAACAACAACAACAACAGCAACAACAACAGCAGCAGCAACAACAACAGCAACAGCAACAACAACAGCAACAACAACAACAACAACAGCAGCAGCAACAACAAUAACAACAGUAACAGCAAUGAAAAAAAAAAAAAAAACACCAGUAGUACAGUUGACUACUAAAAAUCUGGCAAUCGGUAUUCUGGAAACAAGUUUUCCAGCAUUAAUGUCUAAGCAACUUUUUAAAUUUACUGAAUUAGAGUGCCAUUGUUUUCUGGAUGCCGCUGUUUUUUUGUUGUGUUGGCGCUGUACUAUGAAAUCAUGUGUGGUGGUCCUGCUUGCAACAGCUGACAGGCAUUUCUUCUCAUUUAAUCAUUCAUUUGCUAUGGUAUAACCCCAUUAUGAAUUCAAAGAAAAGUAGAGUAAAAUACAAACAUCAUGUUUUGUCAAUGGAAGAGAAAAUGAAAAUGCUAAAAAAAGUUCAUUUGCUUUUCACUUAGUGUCUAAUUUUCUUCUUUUAUAGCAUGGUAGAGGUAGUCUAUUUUUAUUUAAUGUAUGCAUCAUAUACUGGUUGAGCCUGCCAAAUCCUGCAACUUCUGGACCUGAGGCUUGCUGGACUAUUAUUAAGAAUUCCUGACUCCAGGAUGGUCCUUAAAAUACUGCAGAAUCUUGCCCCCAAUAUUAAAAAAAUCUGCAUGAUUCCCAACUGUUUUUAUUAUAAAAUUAAUGGUAUCAGUAACAAUGAGUAAAUGAUGUCCUUCUUUGAUGCAAUAAAGUAUUACAGUGGCACCUUGAGAUACGAGUCAUGCUUGGCGAUUUUGCCGCUGUAGUCGGCGGCUUGGCACAUCGGUCUAGCUUCAGCUGAGCUACUAUCUACGUCUCUUGCACUGUGAUUGUUUUUUCAUCAUUUUCACAUUAUUUAUUGACUUCUUUUUAAUGUCUAAAGAAAAUGCAGUUUUGUGUGUAAUGUUUAUGUGUGAAUGGUGCCUGCAUCCCUCCCUCCCUCCCUCCCUCCCUCCCUCCCUCCUCCUCCUCCUCCUCCUCCUCCUCCUCCUCCUCCUCCUCCUCCUCCUCCUCCUCCUCCUCCUCCUCCUCCUCCUCCUCCUCCUCCUCCUCCACCAUUUAUCACUAUUAGCCGAAAACAUGUGUUCCCAAGGUAAGAACACUAAAUAAACUUUUACUUUUAUUAUAUAUAUUUUCAUGCAUUGAUAAAGUAUGCAUGUAUAUGUAACUGAAAAGGCAAAACAGAUUUCUCCUAUCUCCGCCUACCUUCUCCAUUGAUGCUUAUCACGGAGGGGAGGAAUGUAAACAAACCUCUACGCCAGCUAUGGCAGUUUAGCCUUUCCUCUCUCUCUCUCUCUCUCUCUCUCUCUCUCUCUCUCUCUCUCUCUCUCUCUCUCUCUCUCUCUCUCUCUCUCUCUCUCUCUCUCUCUCUCUCUCUCUCUCUCUCUCUCUCUCUCUCUCUCUCUCUCUCUCUCUCUCUUACUUAAAACUUCAAUUAUUCAAUGAGUAAGGUUUACGGAAUCGUCAAUGAGCUCUUCUGUGAUUAUUAGAGCAGUCAGUCUUUUGUGGGUGGCUAUAUUUGUACACACCAGCUGAUGGACAGUCUUAAGUGAGGGUUGGGAAUGUGGUAGGGUAACACCAUGUGGAAUGCAUUCUCCCACAUAAAUAUACUUUAUAAGAGUAAUUUAUCUAUUUAUGUUAUCUUUUGUUAUGUUUUAUUAUAUUUUUGUGCAAUAAUUAUUUAUAAAUACCUUUUUCUUACCUGAAAAAAAAAAACGGGUAUUUUUUGGGAGGAGAGACUGAAACAGAUUAAUGCCAUUUCAGUUUAUUUCAAUGGGAAAUAUUGUUUUGAGAUAUGAGCUCUAUCACGGAAUGAAAUAAACUCGUAUCUUAAGGUACAUCUGUAUUAUAAAUAACUGCAGAGAAUCGUAUGACCAGUUUCUAUCACAGACUCUGUUUUUCUUACAAAAAACUAGCAGUUCCACUGUUUCACUUACUUUCGUGCACCGAGAUUUUAAAAAAUUCUGCCUGGCGCUACGCCUGCCACCGCAGUGCCCGGCACUGCUGAUGGGAUCGGCUGCACUGCCCCACAGUUAAUUCUCGGCGUGCAUUGUGUUCUCACGUGCUGUGCUUCCAUCCCUGUUUUGCUUCUUGAACUUUUCAAGUGCUUUCUCUGUCAGUUUCUUCCUGUUUUCAUGGCAAGGAUCUUAAUGGGCAGAAUGCUCAUCCAGAGCAGCCUGCUGCUACUCAGGAGAGUGGUUUGCUGACGGACAUGGCUGCUUCCACGCUGGUUUUUCUGGCUCAGUCAUCGUGUAAGCCUUCUACACGGGUUUGCUUGAGACCAGACUGCAGCAGGGUCUUGGGUAGUUUCCUGCAGGACCCUCAUUCUGUUUGUGUUAAUUGCAGGGAUAUCCGCAAACCAGGUAAGAGGUGUGGUGAGUGUUCUACUUGGAGCAGUGAUAAAGUCCUCGCCGCCUAUAAGUACCAGUGUGGUUUGAGGCACAGGAGGUUCGCUAAGGCAAAACAUUCCCAUACAGUAAAACCUCAGCUCACAACCAUAAUUUGUUCCUAAAUCUUGUUCGUCACCCGAUUUGUUCGUCCCAUGAAUCAAUUUUACCCAUAAGAAUGUAUUGAAAUACCAUUAACCCCUAGCCGGCGGCAGUGGACGUUGGCUGUCUCCUAAAAUGUGAAUCGUCUAUAUAUAGCUUCUGCCGCCUACUGGUGUGCAGCAUAAAUUUAGUUACACCGCAUUUUGUUACGUUUUGACAGCAUCUUUAUAUAGACUCUACCGCAAUUUCGCGCCGUGUUUACAAGUUUCUCAAAUCAAACUUUAGGCUUUAAAGUGAAAUUUCUUUAUAUGUUUACUAGGAUAAUGGAGUCACUCACACCCACAUUAAAAAAUGUGUCCAGGACUUGUGACCUGGAUGUGGUUUCCCUCCACCCUCCCAAUUAUUUUUGUUUUUGUUUUUUGCUUUUUCAGUUAUGUGAUGGUUUCCUCUCUUACUAACUCAUCAUCUAAAUCAUGCGCUAGAAUCAGCUGUAAAUCCUCAUCAGUGAUUCUCCUCCUUGUAGGAAGCAUGGUUGUGCCUAAAAUUCCCAAAUAUGUCCAAGAAAUAAUACUAUAUUGGUGGAAUGACAGGCAGACAGGAGCACUCCACCCUGCCUGAAAGCUGGGAACAGAGUGUGGUAUGAGUGUGAGAAGUCACGUACACCAAGGCCACUCUUGACUUGCCAGUUAUCAUUUUUGUGGCUCGGGGGCACUCACACGUGGCCGUCUAUAUAUAGUCGAUGCUUAGAAAUACAAGGGAUAAAUUUUGGAGACGAGUCUAUAUAUAGUCAUCCCACAAAUUUUUGAUACAAUCAGGACCGUCUAUAUAUAGUUCCACCGCCGGCUAAGGGUUAAU
Messenger RNA from Portunus trituberculatus (swimming crab), 6747 nucleotides. Its product is annotated as putative transcription factor SPT20 homolog-like 2. Gene Ontology annotation, cellular component: SAGA complex. The record is from RefSeq and is a predicted model, not a curated record. Gene Ontology annotation, molecular function: transcription coregulator activity. Lineage: Eukaryota; Metazoa; Arthropoda; Malacostraca; Decapoda; Portunidae. Gene Ontology annotation, biological process: regulation of transcription by RNA polymerase II.